Molecule: messenger RNA, 1288 nt
Organism: Gadus macrocephalus (Pacific cod)
Lineage: Eukaryota; Metazoa; Chordata; Actinopteri; Gadiformes; Gadidae
Gene: sat2b
Product: spermidine/spermine N1-acetyltransferase family member 2b
Exons: 6
Coding region: 188-709 (173 amino acids)
Molecular function (GO): N-acetyltransferase activity
Source: RefSeq, a predicted model, not a curated record
CCACUCCGACCCAGUAAGAGGCGGUAUGCACCUUUUUUGUGUAAGUCUUUCCAAUUGAAACCCAAAGAAGAAAUUGCAUAGUUCUAAGCUAGCAAUCACCCUCUUGUAUUAAUUAAUUGUAUUAAUAGCUCACCCGACUACCAAAUACAGUUUUGCGUAAAGCUCGAUUCCACAAGUGAAUUCAAGCAUGGAUUUUAAAAUACGCGCCGCUAAACAGGAGGACUGCAAAGAAAUAUCAAGGAUGAUAAUAGAAUUGGCUGUGUUUGAGAAGAUGCAGGAUCAGGUCAAGAUAUCCACCCAAGAGUUGGAGCGCGAUGGGUUCUGCAGCAAUCCUCGCUUUGAAUGUCAAGUGGCAGAAGUUUCUGAAGAGCACAAGUCAUCCCAAGGAUACACCGUUGUUGGGUUCGUCCUUUACUACUACACCUAUAGCACAUGGAUGGGGCCGACUGUGUUCAUGGAGGACCUGUAUGUGAUGCCAGAAUACCGAGGAAAAGGCAUUGGCAAGGGUUUAAUGAGCAAAGUGGCACAGGUGGGGAAAGAGAAGCAGUGUACUAGGCUUCAGCUGGCGGUGCUGGACUGGAACACCCGGUCGCUGGACUUCUACAUCAUGAAGGGCGCUCGGGACAUGACCGCGAGUGAAGGCUGGCACGCCUUAAGGUUUGACGGGGAAGCUCUGGAUAAACUGGCCGCAGAAGCCCCCAAAGAUUAGAAAUCAGAUCUAGACACAAAUUGAGAUGGCGCCACUAUAAUUGCUCACCAUUUUCCAGCUCCCACUAGACUUUCUACCUUGUUUUUCACACUUUAUUUUUUUGCGUUGGUAAAUAUUGUCCAUAAUACCUGGCAUGUACGAUACGGUUAUACUGUACUUUAUUGUCAUAGCAAGUCUGAAAUUUAACUUGCAUCCCAGCAGCUCUAUUUACAAACAUCACAGACAAUACAUCAGGAUACAGGACAUCAAAAACGGGACAUCAAUACAGGACCCACAAAUACAAUUAACAUACAUACAAUCAUCAUAACAUUGCAACAACGGAAGACAAAAUUUAAUGGGAGUUCAAGCUUUGGUUAUUCGUAAGGUUUCCAAACAAUUAUCCAAAUAUAUAUACAGUGAAGAAAAAACAGAAAGUCUAUUCAUAGUGAGAAUAAUUUACUGCCUUUUAAAUGUAGCAAGAGGAGACCACUGCUGCAUAAUCAAGUUUGUAUCAACUGAUUAUAUUUGUUUGUAUGAAGUGGAAUUAAUUGGUUAAACAAAUGUGUCUUUUUAAUAAAGCAAAACAACAAGAUCACGUCA